GAUGGGUGGGGCCACAGCCUCUCCCAGAUUCACGGUGCCCAUACAGCCCGAAGGCCCCAAACCUACUCAGAGGGGAGACUCCUGGGCAGGUGGAGCAAGGAGAGAGCUCCCUGCCUCUUCUGCCUUCCAUCCUCUCCCCCUCCGGGGCCAGAGCCCAGGGCAGCUGGGAUCCUAGGACCUGCCCAGCCAACUGUGGAGCUCACUGGCCAGGCCUGCAGAACUGAAAUGCCCUCGGAGGUGGGGUGGGGCCAUGCUGAGCGUCAAGUGCCUCCUCUGGGGUCCGGGCCGGCCGGGAGCCACAGGUCCUUCCCAGCAGAUCAGAGUUCACAUGCAUGAGCUGCCCCCCGCCACCAUCGCUGGUGGGGGAUGGCCCUCAGGCCUGCAGCUGCCCUGUCCGCCUUCACCUGCAGUAGGUGUUACUCACUGCAGGGCAGGUAGGAGGCAACCUUGGCCAAGGGCCAUAAAAAAAUUGUCAUCAGCUUCCCUGCUAAAGGGAUUCAGAGCUCCUUGGGGAGACCUUGUUUGGGGAAGCUGCCUCUGCUGUCCAUUCCCUCCCAGCCAGAAGCGGGAGGGUGCACAGCCAGGGUGGGGGUGCCGAGCUGUUGUGGGCCUGCCCCUUCCCCCACCUCGGCUGCUCAGAACCUCAGCGGCCCUGCUUCGGACAUCUGCGUCCUGGGCUUUUGUGUUUGGUCCUCGAAAGGAGAAGAAGGGUGGCCCAAGGAGCCCUGAGGAGCUGCAGGGUGGUCCCUGGGGGAGUGGAAUCAGCUGGAGGCAGGCGAGGGUGGGGUGCCAGGCCGACAUUGUUUAUUUGCAUUCCAAUCAACCUACACAUGUCCCAGCUAUUUAUAAGCCUGGACCUUGUCCUGGCACCACCUGCAGGCUGGAUUCUUGGCCCUCCUCGUGUUUCUGUCAUUUUCCCAUCCAGGAGCUUGGCAGUUCCCUGGGAAGCCCACAGCUGGGAGGCGAUGGCCGGGGCCCAGUCCUGGGAGCCUGCGAGUGGCCAGUGGGAGCAGUGCCGGGACAGCGAGGGGACCGCAGAGCACAGGGACGUCCUAGUGGUCCUGCCCACAGGGGAGCGGCUGCGGCUGGUUGUGGGGGUGCAGGCCACCGGGCGUGAGGUCUUCCAGCAGGUGUGUGACCUGAAGAGUAUCAGAGAAGCCCACUUCUUCGGCCUCAGCGUAGUCAGAAAUAACGAGUACAUGUUCGUGGACCUGGAGCAGAAGCUCAGCAAGUUCUUCUCAAAAGACUGGAAGAGAGAAAUGUGUAAAGGACACAGGAGGCCUGGCGCGCCCUUCGUGACCUUCCUCCGGGUGCAGUACUACGUGGAAAACGGGAGGCUCAUAAGGGACAGGACGGCCAGGCACCUGUACUACUGCCACCUGCGGGAGCGGGUGCUGCGGUCUGAGUGCGCCCACCGGGAGGAGGCGUACUUCCUGCUGGCUGCCUAUGGGCUGCAGGCCGACCUGGGCAACCACCGGGAGCCAGUCCACGUCGGGAGGUACUUCGAGCCACAGGCCUACUUCCCACAGUGGAUCAUCGCCAAGAGGGGCAGUGCCUACAUCCUCAGGCAUGCUCCUAGCAUGCACCGCGAGCAGCGGGGCCUGAGCCCCAAGGAGGCUGUGCUGCGCUUCAUCAGGGAGGCCUGCCGGCUGGAGGAUGUCCCUGUCCACUUCUUCAGGCUGUACAAGGAUAAGAAGGAAGACAGACCGACCGUCACCCUGGGGCUGACCCUCAAAGGAGUGCACGUCUAUCAGGAUGAGAGCCGUGCUGCCCAGCUGCUCUACGACUUCCCCUGGCCCCACGUAGGGAAGCUGGCGUUUCUGGGAAAGAAGUUUGAGAUCCGGCUGGACGGGCUGCCCUCCGCCCAGAAGCUGGUGUAUUACACCCGCUGCGCCUCCCACUCCCGCCACCUCCUGCGGCUACUCAGUGCCAGCCACCAGCUCCACCUGGCCCUGCAGCCUGCCCUGCAGCGCCUGCAGCAGCUGGAGGAGGCCGAAGAGAAGAGGCAUUACCAGGAGUCCUACAUCAGCCAUGCACGCGACAUGGGCCCACCUGGCAGCAGGGACAGCGGGGACAGCGCCCUCCGCAUGGCCCGCAGCCACAGCAGUUCGCAUCCACCAGACUCUGAAGCUGACUCUUGGCCAGCAGAGCUCAGGGAGAUGUCAGUGGAUGAGCCCCUGGGGGCCGAGGUGCUCUCCGGGGAGGAACCGCCCUGCAGCAGCGGCGGGCCAGAAGGGGCUGCUGGGACCCAGGGGUGUGCUUAUCGCCAGGAGCCCCUGGUGGUGGUCACGACUUGGGGCGGUAGUGCCGAGGCCCCGCAGCAGGUCCCAGAGGCAGAGAGGGCAGCUGGACAGAGUGCCCAGCUCAGCCACAGCCUGGGCGACGUGUGCCCCUUUGACUGUACAACAUGCCAGGCACCCACUCCACGCUCCAGGAGGUCCACAGACUGCCUUACCCUGAGCCCACCAGGGGAGCCCCAGGCCCCAGAGUUCGUGGUGUAGACGCCUCACAGGGUUUCGUCCAUGCAGCAAGCCUCCAUCCGUAUGAGCAGCUCUGUCGUCUGUCCUUGCAGCGCAGCCCCAGCCACGCCACAUGGCUCUGCGGAUCAGUCCCGCAGUGCGGCUCUGUCCUCGGGCCCUUGCCCGUUUCUGCCCGUCCAGCCUCCAGGUGAGUGGGAAUGGGCAGGGCUGGCCCCCGGGGGCCCAUGGAAUCUGGGCGGAAGGCGUCCCAGCUGCUUCCAGACGUUGGAGAGACCCCUGGGGUUCCCUCUGCUGCCGACUCCCUGAGGAUGAUCAGACCAACCACAGAAGCCAUCAGGGAGUCCUUGAGCUCAAGGUCACAGCUUUUAUCACUUCACCAGCCUUCCUCUGGGCCGCACUCUUAAUGCCCGCUGCUCACAGCCUCAGUUCUGCCACCCAGGCCUGGCCAGUGGAUGCCCCUGGGCCACCAUCCGAGGAGAGCCGACACCGUAGGAGGCACCGGGCCUGGGGCGGCACAGCCACGUGGGCGCCAGGUCCCCACAGAGCUCAUAAAACCCAGAAGCUGAAAGUCAGAGGCAGGCUGGCUAAUGGGUGAAGCCACGGUCUGUUCCGAAUGGACCACGCUCCCUGCCACAAGGAAGCCCCCAGACGCAGGAGGGAGAGUCCCUGCCUUCCUUCCCAUCACAAGUCAAGCUUCGGAAUCACCCAGUGACAUGUCCUGUGUCCCGCCGCCUCCUGCAAACAUCCUUCCAGUCUGAAGGGCAUCAGGGCAGGUGGGAACAAUGACUGGUCAUCAGCUGGGGGAGGGGGGUAUCAAUGCUUGUGACCCUUCUGAUAUCGCUGGCACCAGGCCCCCACUGGUGUAGGAAGGUGAGAUGGAAGGUGGGGGCAGAGAAAGACCAGUGUGGAGCAGCUCUCUAUGCACCGCACCCUCUCCUGCACGUACAGGGAGAGGCUCUCGUGAGCUGUGACCGCACCUCUAGCCAAGGCCUCGCAUCUGCCUUCACAGCCCAGUGGGGCUGGUGGUCUCUGCAAACAGUGACUCUACAAGUGUGUUUUUGUUUUGGAAGACGGCUGUCAUACUGUCGUGCCUGAAGAGGCUAAUGAGCAGCUCAGUGUGAUGGGCACUCGGCUGGACGGCCCCCUGGAGCCCAAACUCUGGACCAUUUCCUUAUGGAUGAUGGGGGGUAAGGGGCUCCUGACUUGUGAGGGUGCUUCCAGAGCAGGCGGCAUGUGACAGCAGAUGGGCAGGUGCCCCAGCGGGCCCAGUGGUGUCCUGUGGGGCAGUCCUGAGCGGUCAGGGGCACCAUGGACAUCUGCAGGCUGGGAGGCCCUAGUUACUGGCUGUGCUUUUCCUACAAUGCCAGGGUCCUGCCUGCAGUGGCCCUCCUCAAAGCCCGCUGCCACCUGGACAUGCAGUGCCGUGUCGGGCCCAGCUGGGGGAGGACACAGUGGUGUGACCCCUGGUGCCACAUGUCACCUACCUCCUGGCCCCAGGUGCCCCACAGCCUCUCAGGACUGAGAGGGGCCCAUCUGGAGCAGGAGGGGUGUGAUGGGCAUGACCACCCUCCGAGCCUGGGCCCUGAGGGCCCAAGGUGUGGUGCAGGGUGGCCCGUGGGUCCCUCUGGCUCCUGUGCAGGACCUACAGGCACAGCCCCGCUGGCUCCUUAUCGAGACGGACUGAACGCAGGUUGCCGCCUGUUCGUCCUGAGUGCUCAGGGGCCACCGUAAGCCCCUUCCCACCAGGCCCUGUGCCCACGGCAUCAUCGCCCUGUGAGUUCUGCUCAGGCUGGGCCAUUCCACAUCAGCCUCAUUUUGGAGAUGGAGGGCAGAGCACGAGCCAGGGGUGUGUGUGUGUGUGUGUGUGUAUGUGUGUGUGCAGCAAGGAUCUUUUCUGUGAAAGGAAAUGCUGUGUGCGUACACAUGGAGCACAUAUAAUAAAGAACCAAACCUAA
Molecule: messenger RNA, 4435 nt
Organism: Manis javanica (Malayan pangolin)
Lineage: Eukaryota; Metazoa; Chordata; Mammalia; Pholidota; Manidae
Source: RefSeq, a predicted model, not a curated record